Molecule: messenger RNA, 2141 nt
Organism: Paralichthys olivaceus (Japanese flounder)
Lineage: Eukaryota; Metazoa; Chordata; Actinopteri; Pleuronectiformes; Paralichthyidae
Gene: ankrd9
Product: ankyrin repeat domain 9
Source: RefSeq, a predicted model, not a curated record
GACCUGGUGUUUAGACCCUGAUCCAGGACCUGGUACUUGGACCCUGAUCCAGGACCUGGUCUCAGGAUGCCCUGGCUUCUGUCCUCUCAGGACCUCGUGUCUCCGUCUGAGCGUCAGUGCGAGCGGAGCGCGUUCUCGUUCUACCGCGCGGUGCGGGAGCGGCAGCCGGUGUGGCGGCUGGAGGACACGCGCAGCAUGGACGUGUUCAGCUGGGAAGACGGACGCGCUCGCGCCUUCAUGCCGUCGGAGGCUCUGUUGUACGCACUCGUGCACGACCACCGGGACUACGCACGUUACCUGCUCAACAGGUUCUCGGUGAGCGCGCUCUAUGCACCGCGAUGCAAUUUCUGCUGCCGCCGCCGCAGCGGCACACCGCACCUGAGCGUGGCGGUGCGUUACGACCGCGUGUCGAUCCUCAGCGCGAUGGUGGAGACGCUAAAGCGUUGCGGCACGCAGGCGGAGCGGCGAGAGCUCCUGGACGGAUGCGGCAGCUGCGUGCACGUCACGGACGCGGGCAAGAGUGCGGUGCAACUCGCGGUAGAGCUGUCGCGCGCUGACUGUCUGCUGCUGCUGCUCGUUCACGGCGCGCGGCCUCACGGACUCGAUGUCGCGCUGCAGGUGCUCGUCUCCUGCGACGCGCAGCGAAGCGACGCGCAGCGAAGUGACGCGCAGCGCUGCCUCGAACUGCUGUUGCUGUUUCUGCCCAACGCGUCGCCGCCGCGCUGCCUGCAGGAGGAGCCACAGCGCUGGCAAAGCCUGCUGGGAAAUGAAGUGUUUGGAUGGCUGCGCGGUGUGGCCCCGCCCCCCCUCCUGCUGCAGGCUCUGCGGUGCUUGGCCCGGUUCGGCCCGGAUCAGAUCAGCACGCUGCCCCCCCUCCUCCUGCCCCACAGCUGGCGGUGACGUCGUCUGUCACCAUGGAGACUGUGAACACGAUUCAAGGGAUUAUUGUCAUAUGCACAACAACACCUCAGGACUGCUGUGAUUGGAUGGCUUGUUGAUGAUGUAAAUACUGAUUCAUAAAAUCUCCUAUCUCCAGGUAAAGGUCACUUCCAAUGCGUCGAGCCAAUCAGAUCACAUUCAUGUAAAUACAGGUCCUGACAUCAGAUUGAAGGAGAGAUUAUUGAUAAAUGAUCAAAUGUAAUCACAUUGUAUUUGCAUAUAUUCACAUAUCCCAGUUUGUCUCAUUGAUGUCAACAAGCAGCAACGUCCUCUGUCCUGAACUCAACAAGAGUCAAACUACAGAGACACUUUCUGAGCAGUAACUGAAGCUCAGAGUCACAUGUGAGGAUCCGUCUCCAGGACACGAGGACAAUAGAUGCUGAUGAACUGAAGACAUCAACACAACAGAUUUACCACAUUAGAAGAAACUGUUUGUCAUAUCAUGGAAAGUAAAUGAACUGAGGAGUUACUGUCAGUGAUGGUAGAAGUGAGAAGACAUAUUUUAUUUUUUAGAAGUCUUGUUGUGAUCAUAGUCCACGAUCAGGAUCCACUACCACAAUCAGAUGCAACCAUGAUUAUAAUAAAUGACGAUUGGUUAUUGAUCGCUCUCUCGAACAUAAACCACUCAAACCAAACUUGGCAGAAGCUAAACUGAGUCGGCCAUGACAGACGACACUCAGCUUGGUUGUUUGUCCCAAACGGAAACUGAUUGGUUGCUAUCAUUAUGAUAAUGUCACCAGCACAAAGUGUCUGAUUAACGUGCACAUGUGAGCAUUACGCUCGUCAAACCUGGAGUUACGAGGUUUUAACCUGACCCUGGUUUUAAUUUGACUCCAAAGUUUCCUCAGAUCAGUUUUAUUGAUAAACUGUUUGUGAUCUGAUAAUUAAUCAAUAAUCAAGACUUUGUACCUCAGAGAAACGUAUAACACUACUAGAUGAUCGUAUUGAUCAUGACAGCUAUGAUGUGAUCAGUUUCACUUCCACAUCCAGUUUGGAGCCAAACAGUGAACAGCAUGAAAAGGACGCUGACCACAAUGCUUCUGGUUCGACGCUGAAAAAAGUUGGACUGCACAAAAAAAACAUUUGUUGGAACAGUGACGUCAGUGGCUGUGGGAGGAGCUACCACAGGAAAUGAUCCAUCAUUUUAAGAAAACAUGAAAGCUGUUGACUUCUGUGAAAUAUGAUUCAGGGGAAACUUGUAA